CCUUCAAUUUGGGGAAACGAAAAGGAAGAGUAAUCUUUCCAGCAAUGUCUUCUUCACCGCCUUCAAAGCGAAGACGAAAAGGGCAAACCGUGGACGGAGAAUCACCGUCAAAAUCAGCGUUGACCCAAGAAAAAUCAUCCCCUGUGGUAGUCUUUGCACAUGGCGCUGGUGCUCCUUCCUCUUCUGAUUGGAUGAUCAAAUGGAAAGAAAUGUUGAAGAAGGCGUUGAAUGCUGUUGAAGUUGUGACAUUUGAUUACCCUUAUAUGUCUGGGGGAAGAAGAAAGGCUCCAGCCAAGGCAGAAAAAUUGGUGGAUUUCCACUCAGGUGUUGUUAAGGAUGCAGUUUCCAAAUAUACUGGGCAUCCUCUGAUUUUGGCUGGCAAAUCAAUGGGUUCAAGAGUGAGCUGCAUGGUGGCUGCCCAGGAAGACAUUGAUGCAUCAUUAAUUGUUUGCCUAAGAUACCCGCUUAAGGGGAUGAAUGGAGCAGUAAGAGAUGAAACUUUACUUCAACUUAAAGUUCCUGUGAUGGUUGUGCAGGUACUCUUCUCACCUUAAUACAUGGUUCUUUACAUGAAUGAUGUGGUUGUCUUCAUAUUUUCGUCUUAUGGUUGU
Hibiscus syriacus is the source of this 611-nucleotide messenger RNA. RefSeq lists its product as uncharacterized. The coding region runs from base 45 to 554 and encodes 169 amino acids. The transcript is spliced from 5 exons. Lineage: Eukaryota; Viridiplantae; Streptophyta; Magnoliopsida; Malvales; Malvaceae. The record is from RefSeq and is a predicted model, not a curated record.